Molecule: messenger RNA, 1044 nt
Organism: Aspergillus oryzae RIB40
Lineage: Eukaryota; Fungi; Ascomycota; Eurotiomycetes; Eurotiales; Aspergillaceae
Product: metal-dependent hydrolase family protein
Exons: 1
Coding region: 1-1044 (347 amino acids)
Molecular function (GO): hydrolase activity, acting on carbon-nitrogen (but not peptide) bonds
Source: RefSeq, a predicted model, not a curated record
AUGAAGGAUCUCAGCGACAACGUCAGCCUUCUACGACAGCCAAGCGUCUGUCAAUCGAUGUUGAACCGAGGAUUCACAACUGUACGAGACUGUGGAGGGGCAGGGCUGGCAUUAAAGGAAUCGAUCCAGGAAGGCGUGAUUCCUGGACCGCGGUUGUUCAUUGCCGGACACGCUCUUUCACAAACUGGUGGUCAUGGGGAUCGUCGCCAACCACAUGAUCGCAACAAGUGCUGUGCAGGACAUGUCAACGGCAUUGGACGUAUAGUGGACGGUGUGGAACAGUGCCUGAAGUAUGCUCGCGAGGAGAUCCGACAAGGGUCAGACUUUAUCAAAAUCAUGGGAGGAGGCGGUGUCGCCAGUCCAUCGGACCAGAUUCAUCAUGUCCAAUUUUCCGACGAAGAGAUCAAGGCCAUUGUCACCGUAGCUAACAACGCGGGAACAUAUGUCACUUCUCACGUGUACACCCCGCAGGCCAUACAACAAGCCAUCAGUCAGGGAGUGAAGGCGAUCGAACAUGGAAAUCUCCUCGAUGAAGCCACGGCGAAACUGAUGAAGGAGAACGGCGUCAUCCUUACUCCGACUCUAGUCACUUACGCUACAAUGGACUCACCCGAGUUCCGCUCCUUCCUUCCUCCGGCUUCCGCCCAGAAGAAUCGGGAAGUGCUGCACAAGGGGUUACAGGCUCUCGAGCUUGCUAGCAAAGCUGGUGUUGAUAUAUGCUUUGGGACAGAUCUCCUAGGCCCGUUGCACUUUGCACAGAGUAAGGAAUUCGCCAUCCGUAGCAGUGUACAGACACCUUUGGAAAUUCUCCAGAGUGCCACUAUCACUCCUGCUCGCCUGCUGAAGCAAGACGGAUUUCUCGGCCAAAUUGUGCCUGGGUUUGCCGUCGACUUGGUGAUUCUGAACGCAAAUCCCUUGGAGGAUAUAACUGUGCUUGAUAGGUUUAACGAUCAUAUACUAGCGACCAUCAAGGACGGACGCGUGCUAGCAUCACGGUGGAGUCAACUAGAUGUUGAAGCAAUUCCGCUACCAAAGAUAGAAUGA